ACAGUGACACUGCUGUAGGGAGACCCUCCGAUUCUACCCAGGGGGACUUCAUGAGAACCAACCACUUCAACAGACCCUACAGAAACAGAUGAGAGGGAAGACAACGGAGCCCAAGGGAGAUGGUCGCCUUAAGUAGGAACACCCCAGCCUCAGACAGACACAGUAGGAAGGGCUCUGAGAGGCUGAAAGACUAGGUGGGAUGGGUACAAGGCAGAGGGAAGGGGGAGGGACCAGCCCAGUGCACCAGUGGGCGUGGCUCCACCCUUCCCACCUCACAGCCAUGGGGAGCCGGGGUGCUCACAGGCUGCCCCUGGUGCAGGCCCCCUACACAGUUCUGCUGCUGCCACUGGGGACAAGCCGCCAAGACCCGGGGGCUCGGAGCUUCUUCCUCUGGCUGCAGAGGAUGCAGGCUCUGGAGAGGGAGCAGGAUGCCCUGUGGCAGGGGCUAGAGCUAUUGGAGCAUGGCCAGGCCUGGUUUGAGCGCCGUCUGAGGGAGGCACAGCAACAGCAACUGCAUCUGGGGGCCCUUGGUGAGAAUUUUUUGACAGAUUUACACUCAGAGCCUGGUGGCCCCCAGUUCGCCCAGAUUCAAAAGGUGAACAUCUGUUUGCAGAAUCUGAUUCAGAGGAAGUUCUCCCCACAUCCCUUUAACAAGGCUAGUUCCUGCGCCACCAAGGACUGGAAGAGAAGGCCAAGGAAGCAGAACUUGUGGCAUCAACAGGUAAACGGUAGGGGAGUGAGGGCAGGGCAGAGUGGGGGAGGGAGGAGCACAGAUGCCCAGAUUAUUUCUCUCCCCUUCUCCAGGAGUUGUCAAGGCAGCAGAAAGGAGUCAUUCAGCCAAAGAGGGAGAUGGCUCAGCCAGGCUGCCCCAAGGGGCAGAGGGGCCCUACCAGGGUCUAAGGCCUCCUCUCAUUCCCGUCAGUUGGUGACAGAAGAGGCUGAGUCAGAACCCCCAGCCUCCUUAGUCUGCUUCUUGACUCAACAGCUAAAUGGCUCCAGGUGGUGGUCAAACGAAGUCGAAACAUGUUGGUGUAAAGUUUCUUCUCUGCUCCUGAAAACUUCCGUUUCAUCUUCUUGGUGUCUUAUGCCCUCACUCUCCCUAUAUGAUGUGCAUAAAUGAUCUUUCUUUGAAAUCCCUCU
Ceratotherium simum simum (southern white rhinoceros) is the source of this 1140-nucleotide messenger RNA. The record is from RefSeq and is a predicted model, not a curated record. NCBI's taxonomy places the organism in Eukaryota, Metazoa, Chordata, Mammalia, Perissodactyla, Rhinocerotidae.